UGGAGUCUGUACUAUUUUCCAGGAGGGUUAUUGAGUAGAGACACGAAUGCUCUUGAAGUCUCUCUAAAAAGAAAGAGUUCUUAUUAAUGGGAGGAAGAGAAGCCUGGUAGGAGACGAUUAUCUGGAGUGGUUAUGGGGCGCAGCCUGUUUUUGUUUUUUGUGGGGAGAGGGGGAUAGAAUUCAACGACAUAAGAAAGAACUUUGCAGCAAUCAGAUUUGUACCUUUUGGGGUCCUGUAAAAGCUGGAAAACUCUUUAGUCUGGAAGAGGAAGAUGGACAGAGAAGCAGAUUCCAGAAUUCACGUCCUGUCCAACCCACAAAUGGAAGAGCCCGUUCAUGGUUUGAACAUUCCAUCACUGGGCCUCCCGGGGCCUCCUCGGCGAGUCGGCAGAGGGAGCCAUUCCCCAAUAAAUCGCCGCGCGAGGCCUCGGAGGACCUGGGGGGAUUUUCCUGCGCGUCCCGGGAGUUUUCUCUCCGCCCCGCCUUGAUAAAGCAGACUAUCCCACCCUCCACCCCCUGCCUUCACCUCCCCGCCCCACCUUUCCAUGUACUUUGCUGCCGCAUCACAUUCUCUGGCACGGCUUAAUCCCCAUCCUUUCUGGAUCCCACCUUUGCGCUUUCUCCCCUGACACCACUGAGGACCCGCCGUCCGCUCCAGUUGGCCGCUCGGGCGCGGCCACCAUCCCACAAAUCCUUACAGAGGGUCUAGAACACCUCCCAGGGACUUUGACGAGGGACUCGCAUCCAACGUGGGUUGGGAAUCAGGCGGGCACCCACUCUGACACCCCUUCGGUCACCUCCUGCGGUGACCCCAACAUUUGCUAACUUCGCGACCAGGCCUUUGGCCGGGUCACCCACCAGGCGGUGGAAGCCGCUCAGGCAGGAGCGACUCACGAUCGAGGUGCAGGAGUCGGGCCGGGAAGAUCCUGCGUGUUGCGCUAGGGACAGAGCGCGGCGCCAAGCGACAACCCCCCAGCGGCCACUGUCCCGGCAGCAGCAGCUGCAGCAGCGGCAACUGCUCGAAUCCCGGCCCCGGCUCGGGUUACCCCCCCCCCCCCCCCCCCCGCCGCCCCCCCAGCAUCUCGGGCCGGACAGAGAAAACCUUGUUCAAGUUUGCAGCAAGUACUUUCCCCGUGCGCAAAACUGGGGGACUGGGAACGCGCUGAGACGUUCCUCUUUCCCGCGUCUCCACCUUUACGCCUGAAAGAAGACUCCCAAAGAUCGCUUUCUUCUGGGACACUGCUUGGACGCUAACCGCGCUGAUUGGAACAGAUUUUGUGUCUUGGCUGGCUUUGGGUGAAGACCGGGGAGAAAAGGCUGCGCUGCGAUUCUCAAGAUCUCUGGACUUGGGUUGUUCUGCAGAAAAAAAAUGGUUAUUUCUUUGAACUCAUGCCUGAGCUUUAUUUGUUUAUUAUUAUGCCAGUGGAUUGGGCCAGCAUCACCUCUGAAUCUCGAAGACCCUAAUGUGUGUAGCCACUGGGAAAGCUACUCAGUGACUGUGCAAGAGUCAUACCCACAUCCCUUUGAUCAAAUUUACUACACGAGCUGCACUGACAUUCUAAACUGGUUUAAAUGCACGCGGCACAGAGUCAGUUAUCGGACAGCCUAUCGACAUGGGGAGAAGACUAUGUAUAGGCGCAAGUCUCAAUGUUGUCCUGGAUUUUAUGAAAGCGGGGAAAUGUGUGUCCCCCACUGUGCUGAUAAAUGUGUCCACGGUCGCUGUAUUGCUCCAAACACCUGUCAGUGUGAGCCUGGCUGGGGAGGGACCAACUGCUCCAGUGCCUGUGAUGGUGAUCACUGGGGUCCCCACUGCACCAGCCGGUGCCAGUGCAAAAAUGGGGCUCUGUGCAACCCCAUCACCGGGGCUUGCCACUGUGCUGCGGGCUUCCGGGGCUGGCGCUGUGAGGACCGCUGUGAGCAGGGCACUUAUGGUAACGACUGUCAUCAGAGAUGCCAGUGCCAGAAUGGAGCCACCUGCGACCACGUAACGGGGGAAUGCCGCUGCCCACCAGGAUACACCGGAGCCUUCUGUGAGGAUCUUUGUCCUCCUGGUAAACAUGGUCCACAGUGUGAGCAGAGAUGCCCUUGUCAAAAUGGAGGAGUGUGUCAUCACGUCACUGGAGAAUGCUCUUGCCCUUCUGGCUGGAUGGGCACAGUAUGUGGUCAGCCUUGCCCCGAGGGUCGCUUUGGAAAGAACUGUUCCCAAGAAUGCCAGUGCCAUAAUGGAGGGACGUGUGAUGCUGCCACAGGCCAAUGUCAUUGCAGUCCAGGAUACACAGGGGAACGGUGCCAGGAUGAGUGUCCUGUUGGGACCUAUGGCGUUCUCUGUGCUGAGACCUGCCAGUGUGUCAAUGGAGGGAAGUGUUACCAUGUGAGCGGCGCAUGCCUCUGCGAAGCAGGCUUUGCUGGCGAGCGCUGCGAAGCACGCCUGUGUCCUGAGGGGCUCUACGGCAUCAAAUGUGACAAACAGUGCCCCUGCCACUUGGACAACACUCAUAGCUGUCAUCCCAUGUCUGGAGAGUGUGCCUGCAAGCCGGGCUGGUCAGGACUCUACUGUAAUGAGACAUGUUCUCCUGGAUUCUACGGGGAAGCUUGCCAGCAGAUCUGCAGCUGCCAAAAUGGGGCAGACUGUGACAGUGUGACUGGAAAGUGCACCUGUGCCCCAGGAUUCAAAGGAAUUGACUGCUCUACCCCAUGCCGUCUGGGAACCUAUGGGAUAAACUGUUCCUCUCGCUGUGGCUGUAAAAAUGAUGCAGUCUGCUCUCCUGUGGACGGGUCUUGUACUUGCAAGGCAGGCUGGCACGGGGUGGACUGCUCCAUCAGAUGUCCCAGUGGCACAUGGGGCUUUGGCUGUAACUUAACAUGCCAGUGCCUCAACGGGGGAGCCUGCAACACCCUGGACGGGACCUGCACAUGUGCUCCUGGAUGGCGCGGGGAGAAAUGCGAACUUCCCUGCCAGGAUGGCACGUACGGGCUGAACUGUGCUGAGCGCUGUGACUGCAGCCACGCAGAUGGCUGCCACCCUACCACGGGCCAUUGCCGCUGCCUCCCUGGAUGGUCAGGUGUCCACUGUGACAGCGUGUGUGCUGAGGGACGCUGGGGCCCCAACUGCUCCCUGCCCUGCUACUGUAAAAAUGGGGCUUCGUGCUCCCCUGACGAUGGCAUCUGCGAGUGUGCACCAGGCUUCCGUGGCACCACUUGUCAGAGGAUCUGCUCCCCUGGUUUUUAUGGGCAUCGCUGCAGCCAGACGUGCCCACAGUGUGUUCAUAGCAGCGGGCCCUGCCACCACAUCACCGGCCUGUGUGACUGCUUGCCUGGCUUCACAGGUGCCCUCUGCAACGAAGUGUGUCCCAGUGGCAGAUUUGGGAAAAACUGUGCAGGCAUUUGUACCUGCACCAACAACGGAACCUGUAACCCCAUUGACAGAUCUUGUCAGUGUUAUCCUGGUUGGAUCGGCAGUGACUGCUCUCAACCAUGUCCACCUGCCCACUGGGGCCCAAACUGCAUCCACACCUGCAACUGCCACAAUGGAGCUUUCUGCAGCGCCUACGAUGGGGAAUGUAAAUGCACUCCUGGCUGGACAGGGCUCUACUGCACUCAGAGAUGUCCUCUAGGGUUUUAUGGAAAAGACUGUGCACUGAUAUGCCAAUGUCAAAACGGAGCUGACUGCGACCACAUCUCCGGGCAGUGUACUUGCCGCACUGGAUUUAUGGGACGGCACUGUGAGCAGAAGUGCCCUGCAGGAACAUAUGGUUAUGGCUGUCGCCAGAUAUGUGACUGUCUGAACAACUCCACCUGCGACCACAUCACCGGAACCUGUUACUGCAGCCCCGGAUGGAAGGGAGCGAGAUGUGAUCAAGCUGGUGUUAUCAUAGUUGGAAAUCUGAAUAGCUUAAGCCGAACCAGUACUGCUCUCCCUGCUGAUUCCUACCAGAUCGGGGCCAUUGCGGGCAUCAUCAUUCUUGUCCUAGUUGUUCUCUUCCUACUGGCAUUGUUCAUUAUUUAUAGACACAAGCAGAAGGGAAAGGAAUCAAGCAUGCCAGCAGUUACCUACACCCCUGCUAUGAGGGUCAUCAAUGCAGAUUAUACCAUUUCAGGAACCCUUCCUCACAGCAAUGGUGGAAACGCUAAUAGCCACUACUUUACCAAUCCCAGCUACCACACGCUCACCCAGUGUGCCACAUCCCCUCACGUCAACAACAGGGAUAGGAUGACCGUCACGAAGUCAAAAAACAAUCAACUGUUUGUGAAUCUUAAAAAUGUGAACCCUGGGAAGAGAGGCCCUGUGGGGGACUGCACUGGGACAUUGCCAGCUGACUGGAAACAUGGUGGCUACCUCAACGAGCUUGGUGCUUUUGGACUUGACAGAAGCUACAUGGGAAAAUCCUUAAAAGACCUGGGAAAGAAUUCUGAAUAUAAUUCAAGUAACUGCUCCCUAAGCAGUUCUGAGAACCCAUAUGCCACUAUUAAAGACCCACCUGUACUUAUCCCUAAAAGCUCAGAGUGUGGUUAUGUGGAGAUGAAAUCGCCGGCACGAAGAGAUUCCCCAUAUGCAGAGAUCAACAACUCAACUUCAGCCAACAAGAAUGUCUAUGAAGUUGAACCUACAGUGAGUGUUGUCCAAGGAGUAUUCAGCAAUAAUGGGCAUCUCACCCAGGAUCCAUAUGACCUCCCAAAGAACAGUCACAUCCCUUGUCAUUAUGACCUGCUGCCAGUCCGAGACAGUUCAUCUUCCCCCAAGCAAGAGGACAGUGGCGGUAGCAGCAACAGCAGCAGCAGCAGCAGUGAAUGACACCAAAGGACUGCUGGGUAGCCACUGGAAACCUUUCCAGAACUGCUGUUUGGUUCUUCUCCAUCCUCAAUUUUGCCACUUUCAUGUGAAUGUUAAUCAACUCGGUAGGCAAUUGUUGGACAUGAACCAGAAAGCUGAAAGCUGAGGCUGCAAUUGUUGGAUAUGAACUGGAAAGCUCAAAGCUGAGGCUGACACUGACUAUAGGUGCUUUUUGUUCAGGUGGAUUUGAAGGAGUUAGAGAUGUGAUUUGCCAUUGCUGUUAGUUUUUGAACUAUAACCGUGAAGCAUGACUUAUUGUAAGAUGUUUGCUGAAAGCAUGAACUUGCAGAACUCCCUCGGAGACGCAGGUUGCAGUGGACAUUGGCGUUGUUGCUUGAACAAUUAAACUUUGAAUAUUUUCUUUCUCAUUUGCAUUAUACAGCUGUACCUAGGAUUGUACAGUUUACCAUCAAAUUUACUUCAUGAAAGUGGGAAUCACUGAACAUGUAGAAGAAAAGGUACAUAUUGUUAAGUCCUUAUUCUUAACUUUAUUCAACCGGACUCAGAAUUGUAGGGAUCAUAUGAAUGCAGGAGGAAACAUUCUGUCAGGUGGUAUAACUGGAUAGACUUUGAAUAUACUCUAAAAGUGGACAGAAAAUUUAAAUAUGAAAAUCUUAGGUUUUGUUUAGAAUGAGAAAACAUACAAUUAGAAUUAUUUUAGAAAUAGUAGGAAGUAUUGCAGAAGUCAAUACACAAAUAUGCCAGGCAGAGGUGGUUUUCUCUCUGACCCUCAACCAGCUUCAGAUCUAUGACAUUAUUCUGAUCACUGGUUCCAUCAUACAUAUUCACCACUUGAGAUUCAUAACAUAUCAAUAGUUAUUUCAUAAAUAUAGAAAUGAAAUAAUUUUAUUUUUGACAAACUGGAUGGAAUGAGUGUGUAAUGAUUGAUAAAGGUUGUAAAUUUUAAGUGCAAGAUGAUGCCUACGUUUUGUAAACCAUUAGUAAUACGUGCUGUAAUAUAGAAUUAGCGGAACAUUUUGGUUAAUCUUUCCCUAGAAGUGACUGAAAUAUUUUUGUGCAUAUUUGAGAAAGGGCACUUUCCUUUUAUUAAUUGUCAAUUUAGAGAAACUAUGCUUAAGCUGGUCUUUUGCAUUGCUAAUGUGACAUGUACCCCACUUUUCAUUAAUUUGUAUUUCCAUUUUUAAGUUGCAUAUUCUAUGUUUUGUAGUGUUUGGAUUGUUAAUGAAAAAUUAUUAUAUUAUAUGUUCAUUGUUCCUUGUAUUAUUGCCGCUUAUCUUUUGCUUGAUAAAAAUGCAUUGUUCUUUUUUCUUUUGGAGGCACAAGAUGAAAAUAUAUAAUUUGAAUUGAUUAAAAUUGGCCAUUACUAAAAUAGGUAACCACAGGUGAUUGGCUUAUGAUUGAAAGAGAGAUGCUUUUCAAUAUUCCAAAAUAGAGUUCCUUUGGAUCUGUUGGUUCUGAGCCUUGGUUAAACCAGGGAGAAGGGGAGCAGAAAGGAAACGUUACUGCAUGAGUACCACAGACUCAUCUUACAAAAAACUCUCAUUAUGGUGAUCAUAGAAUUGACCAUCCAAACUGGGACACUCUUGAGAGUAAAUGGAGGGCAUUGUUAGUAAUUAUCUUGUAAUGAGCUUAAAUCUGGACUGUUCCAGGCAAACCAGACUUAUCUUGCAAUAUGAGAAUGCUGACAUGAUGCAAGAAAGCCAGUUUCCCUUCCAUUGAUCUGUUUGACCAAGCAAAGGGGCUGAAAAACUGAAUAAGGAAGCAACUUUAUAAGAGAAACAGUGGUCUUCAAUCUUUUAAAGACAUGAAAUCCUACAUGGCAUUCUGUCUGUCUCAGUGAGUCAGUUAACAAAUAUGUAUGUGCAUCCCUUCUGCUAGUAGUGCACGUAAGUCAUUGUCCCUGCUGGUUAUGGAGUUGGAAUAUCCAGUUAUUUCAUGUCACACAUCGGCACAUAUGAUGGUAGUUUAUCAGAUGGAUAAUACAACAGACUCACUGCAUUGAUGGCUGCUCAUUUUGAGGAACUCCAAAGUCAAUUGAAGGAAAUAAGGAGUGACCUGGAACACACCUUAGAAACAAUUGAUUUAUUCCAAUAGUUAGCCACUGGCUGGCUCCCAACUCUAGGUGAUAGGCAUCUAAUUGAGACACAUGUGAGUCAGGAGCCAUCAGGGGUCCUUAUUGGUAAGAAAAAAUUGGACAUUUUCCCCCUUUUAAAGAUCAUCUCUUCUGAGCUCCAUGGUAAAUUUGAAUUUCCCCAUUAUUCCCUAGAGAUAGGUCAAAAAAACAACUGUUUCUUUUCUCAUUCCACUAUUAAUAAAUUAAAAGCUUGCUGUACAAAGGCAGCAGCAACUUAAAAUCUGGGCAAUAGAUGUGAACUCCAAAGGGCCACUGCUAUCCCUUCCUGUGUGCUCUUUUUGACAAGUAAAUCACUCCAGUUAGCUGAUGUCCUGAAAUGACGUUUGUGUUCUGAAUUGAGGCAAUUCUUAUUAGAGCUUACUCAAGACUUUUCAAACAUCAGGACACAUGUAGCAAUUUGGAUGUUUUAAAACUAUGUGUUACAUUUGGAGAGGUCUGGUUGAGAAGGCAAAAUGUUCUAAAUAUUUUGAUACCAAUUUGGGUAAAAGAAAACUUUUGUUAGAAUGAGAAUUAAAGAGAAAACAAAAGAACCUUGGCAAAAUUUUUCCUCUGAAAUUACAAACUUUUGGAACUUUUCCAGAUGUAUCGAAUUUAAUUUUACAGUGAUGUCACUCUUCAUACCAAGUGAGUCUAUUCUCAUGACCUUUGAACCCAUGUUAAUUUUGGACCCUAUAACUAAUUUCCUUUCUAAAUCCCGUGGUGGUCAAAGCAGUAAAGGAGUUUAGAGAUACUUAGCCAAUGCCAGUCAUAUAGUAUUGUUAGCCAAACUAUUAUUCCUUCCUUAGAAGUUGAUGUAUCAGAAAAUUUAUAAAUUAUUUGUGUUUAUAUAUAAGUACAUCAGAACUUGCCCAAAUGAUAACUCAUGUUUGCUUUAAUAAGGAGAAUAUGUUAUUUGAGGUUAAUUAUAUGAUAAUAAGGAACAUUUUAUAAUUAUUUACAGUGUUUGACAUUAAUCGCUGUCCUAUGAUAUAGUAGUAAUGUUAAUAGAGAUUUUAAUAUGUUUAGCAUUAUCUUUAUGGAAUUUAUAUUCACCAAUUUCAGGAAAACCAGCCAUAGAACUUUAUAAUAGGACAGUUGUAACCUGACUGAACCAAAUCCAUCAGCAUAAUGACUGUGUGUUGUGAGAAAUGCAAAAACUUUAUGAAAGUGUGGUCAUCUUGACCCCCACAGAGCCACAGUAGCCGUCAAUUAUUGAGAUUUUUAAAUGGUAAAUAUUGCAAAAGUUAAACAAGGGUAUCAUGAUAUCAUUUAUAAUAAAUGUCAAUAUUGGUAGUCCACUUUAUGCUUAAACAAAAUCAUACAAAAUUAAGUUUUAAGGUUAUAUUUUUUAAAAUAAUGAAUUUUCUAUCUCUGGGCGACAUGUCUUUAUUAUUCAAGCUGAAUGUUUAAGAGAGAUUUUGGUCUUCAAGGCUUCACGUCACGAAAGUGUACAUGCAUAUGCAAGUGUGAAUCACAUGGUAUGGAUGGUUGCUUGUUUAUUAACUAAAGAUGUACAGCAAACUGCCCUUUUAGAGUCCUGUUAAUAUUGAUGUCCUAACACUGGGUCUGCUAGUUCAGUAUUUAGUCUAGGCUUCAUUUUGAUAUGACUGAAUUGCAAUCUAUAUUUUUAAAAAGAAAAAAUCAAAAUGCAUUAGGAUUUACGUGGUUGUGGCAAACAAACAAUGCUUUCGGUGUUGAAAUAUCUCUAUUUUCCAAAGAUGAUAAACUUUCAUCAUUAUUAGUCUACAUUGUCAUUUAUAUCACCAAAUGAGUUUAUAGAUUAAUGCAAUAAACUUUCUAAUAAAAAA
This is a messenger RNA of Chlorocebus sabaeus (green monkey), 8713 nucleotides long. It is a transcript of the gene MEGF10, whose product is annotated as multiple EGF like domains 10. NCBI's taxonomy places the organism in Eukaryota, Metazoa, Chordata, Mammalia, Primates, Cercopithecidae. The record is from RefSeq and is a predicted model, not a curated record. Gene Ontology annotation, biological process: apoptotic cell clearance. Gene Ontology annotation, molecular function: Notch binding. Gene Ontology annotation, cellular component: membrane.